Molecule: messenger RNA, 1516 nt
Organism: Gigantopelta aegis
Lineage: Eukaryota; Metazoa; Mollusca; Gastropoda; Neomphalida; Peltospiridae
Product: multiple epidermal growth factor-like domains protein 10
Exons: 10
Coding region: 95-1516 (473 amino acids)
Molecular function (GO): scavenger receptor activity
Source: RefSeq, a predicted model, not a curated record
AAAAAUGUUUUCAAAUACAUGUAUUAGACUUCUUAAGACGAUAUUUGAGACACACCAUGUCUAAGUGCUGGUCGUAUCUGCUGUUCGUCACAACAUGGAUGUGUUUAAAUACAGACUCAGGUCAGGAAUAUGCAACUCGGGAACAUAUGGGCUGGACUGUAGCUACACGUGUCACUGUACUACCAACUGCAAUGACGUCACGGGCUGUUCUGGCAGCUGCAAGAGAGGAUGGUUUGGAUCAACAUGCAGUUUAGAAAAUGUAGCUCUGGGUAACAUAACAACAAUGAGUUCAUACUUUGAAUAUUCGAGUGGGGCGUCACCACUUGCUGUAGAUGGGGAUUUAAAUAAAAUUUGGAAUACAGUAAAUUGCAUACACACAGCAACCACAGAUCCGUUCACCUGGUGGCAGGUAGACCUUGGAAGAGAAUUCUACAUACACAAGUUAGCCAUUCACUUCAGGAUAGAUGUCAAAGUCCGCAGAAAUGGUGUUGAGGUUUACAGCUCUAUUGAUGGAAGUCCGAAACCCACUGGUCACCUGUGUGGUUCAGCAACAUCAAGCAGUCCAGAUGUGAUGUGGAUGGCAUGUGACAGCACAGCUAGGUAUAUCACACUCUAUCAGAAAACGUACAACAGUCUGUCUGAUGGGCAGACUGACACAGCAAUGGAUUUCUGUGAAGUCCAAGUGUUCGUCUGUGCUUCUGGCACUUUCGGUGAUGACUGCAGCCAGCUCUGCUACUGUCGAGAUGGACCGUGUAACUACGUAACUGGAGAAUGUUCUGGAGGAUGUAAACACAACUGGACUGGACGCACAUGCAGUGAAUGCGAUUCUGAUCACUAUGGUCCUUUUUGUGAACACUCAUGCUCCAGCAGACACUGUGAUGAACCUCGUAGUAAAUCCUCAUGUGACCAAAGGACUGGACGAUGUGAUAACGGAUGCAUAGCGGAAUGGAUGGGACCAGACUGUACACAAAAAUGUCCAGAAUUUACGUAUAGUAUGAGAUGUGCUAGGCACUGCAGUCAGCGACAUUGUCUUGGGAACUCAGCUUGCGAUCCCGUGACCGGGAAGUGUGAUUAUGGCUGUGAUCGAGGAUAUCAGUCUGAAGAUUGUACAACAAAGUGUCCACUUGCAAAAUAUGGCUUCAACUGCAAUAUGCUUUGUGAGGCGAGACAUUGCUCUGGAAGCUCGACAUGUGACCGUUUAGAUGGAGUGUGCAUCGAUGGCUGUUUGGCUGGCUGGGAAUUGCCGGACUGUAGCACUGUUUCUGGUCUAUAUCUCUGGCAUCUAAGAGGCCAUAAGACUAAAUAUAUAAAUGAAGCAAAUAAUCGUGGAUCUGAUCACAGCAACGGUCUCCCAGCGUCGCGUAAUGAAGCGGACAGCCAACAGAGUAAUCAAGAUCAAGCGACCAGUUACAUUAACACAGGUCAAGACAUUGAGCUGAACGAAUAUGAAAAACUCGAACCAAAAUCUGACAAUAUCUACGAACACUUAACUCAGGUCCCUGUGAAGGAUAUGUAA